This is a messenger RNA of Podarcis raffonei (Aeolian wall lizard), 4332 nucleotides long. RefSeq names its product NOC3 like DNA replication regulator (gene NOC3L). Lineage: Eukaryota; Metazoa; Chordata; Lepidosauria; Squamata; Lacertidae. Gene Ontology annotation, biological process: DNA replication initiation. The record is from RefSeq and is a predicted model, not a curated record. Gene Ontology annotation, molecular function: chromatin binding. The coding region runs from base 84 to 2474 and encodes 796 amino acids. The transcript has 23 exons. Gene Ontology annotation, cellular component: nucleolus.
GCCACUUCCGGCGCCUCGCGUGGCUGAGGCGUGUCGGUUUGCUCCGAAGCCGAGCGUGUUCGCCUUGCUUGCUUUCCGCUGCCAUGAAGCCGAGAAAAAGCAAAAAACGGGUUCCCAGCUUCCGCAAGCUGUUGAAAACAAGUAAAAUAAAACUUGACAACAAGUUAAAAAACAAACAGUUUAAGCAGCAGAGUACUGCCAAGAAAUACCGAAAAGAACAAAGGAAGCUCAGACAAGCUGUCAAAGAUGCUGUAUCCAAGAAGCCAAUGCCUUUGGAGGAUAACAAGAAAAAACAUCCAGAAAGGGAAGAAGAAGAAGAGGAAGCUCUUCCUCUGGAUAUGAUGGAUGAAGAUGAUAUGAAAUUAAUGGAGGAACUUGCUCAAAGGGCAUCUUUUAUUACACGAGAUCUUUCUUCCAAUGAACCUGUUCAUGCCAAGAAACGUAAGAAUGAGAGUGUGAUUGAGAAAUAUGAGAAGAAGCCAAGGCGCAUGCAGACUGAGCCUGAAAAAGAACUUAUUCAUCUGCUUCCCAUCAAAGACAAACGUGGAAUUAUUCCACAGACCAUGGAAAAGCCAGUUAAAGAGGAAGAGGAAGAGGAAGAGAAGGAUGAAAUAGAAGAAAUGGAAGAGGCACAAGCUCUUGAAGAACCAUUACCUGUUCUCACUGCUGAAGAACUGCUAGUUCAUAGGAAAAAGAAGCUACAAGAGAAAAAGAUGCACAUAGCUGCCUUAGCAUCUGCCAUCUUGUCUGACCCAGAAAAUAAUAUAAAGAAGCUGAAAGAGUUGCGUGCGAUGUUAAUGGAACAGGAUCCCAAUGUAGCCGUGAUUGUGCGAAAGCUGGUGAUGAUUUCUCUGAUGGAGCUUUUCAAAGAUAUUACUCCAUCUUACAAAAUCAGACCUUUAACUGAGAAAGAGAAAAACACAAAGGUUAGAAAAGAAACUCAGAAAUUAAGAGAAUUUGAAGAAGGCAUUGUCAGCCAGUACAAGUUUUAUUUAGAAAAUCUGGAGCAAUCUGUGAAAGAUUGGAAGCAAAGGAAGCUGAAGAAAAGCAAUGUGAUUUCACUAAAAGCAUAUAAAGGCCUUGCAGAGAUUGCUGUGAAGUGCUUGUGUGAGCUGUUGGUGGCCCUGCCUCACUUCAACUUCCACAAUAAUAUUAUUGUACUCAUCGUGCCACUCAUGAACGAUGCUUCAAAACAGAUUUCUGAAAUGUGCUGUGGUGCAGUAAAGACCCUCUUCAAGCAGGAUAAACUUGGCUAUGCCUCACUUGGUGUGGUGAAGGUGAUUUCUGGCCUUGUGAAAAGCAGGAAUUAUGAUGUUAGACCUGAGGUGCUAAUGACACUAAUUCACCUAAGAAUUAAGGAAGUAGAAGUGAAAAAAGAUGCAGAAGACAUCACGCCAAAGAAGAGGUUCAUGUCUUAUCAAGAGAAACGGAAAAAUCUGUCAAGGAUGCAAAGAAAGUGGAAAAAAGCAGAAGAGAAACUAGAAAGAGAACUCUUAGAAGCAGAAGCCUCAGAGAGCACAGAGAAAAAACUGAAACUGCACACAGAAACCUUGAAUAUUGUAUUUUUAACUUACUUCCGAAUACUGAAAAAAGCACAGAAGUCUCCCCUUUUGCCUGCUGUGUUGGAAGGCCUUGCAAAGUUCGCCCACCUCAUAAAUUUGGAAUUUUUUGAUGACCUUUUGCUUGUUCUACAUUCUCUUAUGGUCUCAGGGGUGUUAAGCCACAGAGAGAGUCUGCACUGUAUUCUUUCUGCUUUCCACAUUUUGUCUGGUCAAGGUGAUGUCCUUAACAUUGACCCUUUGAAGUUCUACACACACCUUUACAAGAUACUACUUAAACUACAUGCAGGUGCUACAAAUGAAGAUGUGGCGAUAGUGCUGCAGUGCCUGGAUGUGAUGCUCACCAAACGUAGGAAGCAGGUGUCCCAGCAGAGAGCUCUUGCUUUCAUAAAGCGCCUCUCCACAGUAGCCCUCCAUCUCCUUCCAGACUCCUGCAUUGGUAUCUUGGCAACCAACAGAACAUUAAUGCAUACUUUCCCAAAGACAGACCUUCUCCUAGACAAUGAAUCUCAAGGGAGUGGACUUUACCUUCCUGAGCUGGAUGAACCAGAGUACUGUAAUGCUCAGAACACAGCCCUGUGGGAACUGCACACUCUGCGGAGACAUUAUCACCCAGUCGUUCAGAAAUUUGCAGCUCACCUUGUGGCUGGUGCCCCAGCAGAAGGAUCAGAAUCUCUUGGGCAUGAAUUUAGUCGGAGGUUGCCUACAGAACUUUUUGAGGCCUACAGUAUGAAAGGAAUGACUUUUAAUCCUCGUGUUGCGUCAGUGGCACCCAGGAAAAAGGGUAAAUUUUCACAAGAGGCAUCAUUUCUGAAUGAAGACUUGAAUGAAUUGUUUAAGGUUUAUUUUGGAAGGCCAGUUCCACAAGGAGCCCUCGAUUUCACAAAACACUUAAAGGGAUUGCCAGUUUCCUAAGUAUAUUACAAACCAUUGCAAUCUAUUUAAAGGAACUAAAUACAUGAAAGAAAUACUGACCUGGUCUACAAAUAAUUUAAAUAAAGUGGGUCUUUUUAUUAUGGAUGCUGGAUUUCCAGGAAUGAAGAAGCAAUUAAUGGACAGCACUGUACUUUGGAAUCCUAGGACCACUGAUUCCAUAUUUAUUGCUGUAGUUAUUAUGGUUUGUAAGCUUUGAGUUUAUGUAUAAUAUUGUACAAUAUUUUCAUUGGAAAUGGAUGAUUUUUCUAAAAUGACAUGAAUUUGAAUUGAUUCUAGAAAACUAUUUUAAUUGUAUCAAUAUAUAAACCUUUUUUUAAAAGAAAAAAAGAUUUCAGGCCAAUCGUUCUGUUGUUAUCUCACCUACCUAUGAUAUAAACUAUAAGCAGGUGUUGAAAAACAGUGGUGCGUGGAUAUCCACUCCCACAGAGCACAAUCCCACCGUUUUAUGUUUAUUUUUUAAUUUAAUGUCUCUAUUAAAUGGGCUAUGAGAAAGUGACUGCAAUUAACAUUUAGCCCCUCUCCCCCUGCAUUGAGAUUCCCCACACCACAAUAGUUUGUACAGUUAUAAGGUUACUCUUCCUGUAUUGGGCCUAGUAUCACAAAAGCAAAUGGGGAUUCAUCAUAGCAUCUACCAAAAAUUUCUGUGCAUGGCCUAAGUGCCCAACCAGACAUUAUAAACAACUGCCCUGAUGCUUUUUUUCUUUUUAAAUGACAUGUGGGCUAAAUGUUAAGUGGGGAAGUCGUGGGAUAAGGAAGGCUGCUUAACUCUUUUCCGUCAGCUAUUUUCCUGCUUCAGAUCUCCCUCUCUACUCCUGCUGAUGGAAAAAACCCAACUUUUUAGCAGGGAAACAUUUUCUGUAAUAUUGCCAUUUCUUCCUUUAAAUUUUGUGUCCCGAGGCUGCUUCCCACUGAAAAAUAAAAAUUGCACCCAGCUAGGUGUAAUGUGUAGUUUUGCCCUAAAUUGUAGACCAAGUUAGUAUUUUCCUGCUGCAGUGUGAACACAGUGCAUCUAUUUCAAGCAUCAAAAGGAGUAGUGAGAGAUGGAUAAGUUGUUGACCUGCAUAAGAGCAAUGAGCAAGUAAGCAUUCUGCCCUCCUUAUUUGCUAGUGGUGAAAUGUGCAGAUAACUGGAAAUAUUUUGCUAUUCUGUACAAAUGUUUUAUGGUUGCAAUGUAUUGUAGCUGAAAGAAGUUUGACAACUUUUGGCUCUUCAUUUGUUAUAUUGGUGAUCUAGGUCUCAAUUUGAGUGUCAGCCUGCAAUCCUAGACUACACACUUACCUGAGAGCAAGCUCUAUUGAACUUUCUGGGGCUUACAUCCAAGUAGACAUAGUGCAGUCUCAUCAUUUGGGAAAUGCAGAAAUGGAAUUGAGAGAGAAAGUGACGUGACCAGACCAAACACUUAGCUCCCAGAUUCAACUCCAACACACGACCAAGUCAAAUUAAGUUAUCUUACCUAAAUCUGGCUGAAGUCCAUUUGUGUUCUCAUCAAUCUUCAGAGAGGUAUACAGUGGAACGGAAUCAGAACCCAAUCGAUUGCAGGGCACAGCGUAUAUGUCAAAAAGAUCCUUCAGAUCCUUGCGGCUUCGAACGCUGUUCAUACAUGAUGCAUUUUAUUAUCAAUUCUUGUUAAAACAUUGGUUUUUAAAAAAACUCUCAGGUAAGAAUCAAUAAAAGAGAUUUUACCUGAAAGACUUGAAGAGCUCUACAAACUCAACAAAGCUCAUGUUGCUAUCGGAAACCAUACAGGUUUGGAAGCCCUUCAGCCCCCCUUUUCCUCUUCCAUGCCAGCUGCUGCUGCUCCAUGUGCUAAAGAAAUAAAGGUAUGUAAUGGAAACUA